AUGAGCGAAUACUGGGUCUCCAAGAAACGCUACUUCUGCAAAUACUGUGACAUCUACAUCACAGACGAUGCCCCCUCCCGUCAGCAGCACGAGAAUGGUCUACGACAUCAGGGUAACAAGGAACGGUUCGUCCGAAAUAUCUACAAGACUGGAGAGAAACGGAAGAAGGAUGCAGAGGAAGAGAAAAGGGAGAUGGCCAGGAUUGAAGCCGCCGCACAAGCAGCAUAUACAGAGGACAUAGGAGCAGGGCAUGCCAAAGCCUCAAAACCCCAAUCCCAAACUCCUCCACCAGUCGCCUCAUCCAGCAAGAAACCACCACCUCCCAAACCCACUUCCAAAUACGAGAACUAUACCACCGCGGAAUCACUAGGGUACACAGAUCCCGAUCUCGAGCGCGCCCUUGCCGAAGCCGAACGACGACGAACUCAGGGCGUAGUCGGUGACUGGGAGGUUGUGGCGACAGUUGAGCGACCGAGCGCUGAGUCUGCUGAGGCAAGCGCCGAGGAACGUGGAGAUGGAGGCGUUGCCGGUGAAAUUAAAACGGAAGAAGGGGUUGUGGGUGCUGAAGCUGAGGGGAGCAGGAAGAGACCAGCUGAAGCGCCGUUAGAAGACGAGGAAGACGGAAGAGGUUGGAAGCUGAGGAAGAAGACCGUUGGGCCUGGUUUAGGCGAGAUUUACGAUCCUGGCCUCAUUCCUAUCAAGCUCAAACCAAAGAAGGAAGAAAAUGGUGGGGCUGCUUCGUUGGUUCCUCUGAGGAUAUUAGGUGCUGGCGUGAUAGGGGCUGCUGCAGGAUCGAAUGGGAGUAUGCCACAGGCGAGCGCGAAACCGACGUGGGCCCCGACGAAGUGGAAGAAGGCCGGAGAGGAAGAAGAGACACAUGAGUCUGCCUCUGUUGCCCAGGCGGUCGGUGCAGAUUCAAAUAGACCAGAUGGCGUGGAGCAAGAGCUGGGGGGGCCGUCUUCCUUACUUGAGGUGAAGCAGGAGGAGUCAUCAGUAGGUGUGAAGCUUGAGGGCGAUGGGCCACCCGCGGAACUCUCGAGUGGCGGAAGUUUGUUCAAGAAGAGACGGGCGCCUGUUGGCGGCGGAGCUGGUAGUCGUGGAAGGCGGUUCUGAAGCUCUUCUUGUGCUUACUUCUGCUACCGUAUAUGAACAUCCUUGCAUGUGCCUGACGAAACGUUCCGUGGCACCCUCCCGAUUCACUGCUAUUUUGUUUUUGCUUUCAC
Messenger RNA from Stereum hirsutum FP-91666 SS1, 1223 nucleotides. RefSeq lists its product as uncharacterized. Gene Ontology annotation, molecular function: RNA binding; zinc ion binding. The transcript has 3 exons. Gene Ontology annotation, cellular component: precatalytic spliceosome; nucleus. Lineage: Eukaryota; Fungi; Basidiomycota; Agaricomycetes; Russulales; Stereaceae. Bases 1 to 1113 code for a protein of 370 amino acids. The record is from RefSeq and is a predicted model, not a curated record. Gene Ontology annotation, biological process: mRNA splicing, via spliceosome.